Cebus imitator (Panamanian white-faced capuchin) is the source of this 1498-nucleotide messenger RNA. Its product is annotated as guanine nucleotide-binding protein G(s) subunit alpha-like. NCBI's taxonomy places the organism in Eukaryota, Metazoa, Chordata, Mammalia, Primates, Cebidae. Gene Ontology annotation, cellular component: heterotrimeric G-protein complex. Gene Ontology annotation, molecular function: GTPase activity; GTP binding; D1 dopamine receptor binding. The record is from RefSeq and is a predicted model, not a curated record. Gene Ontology annotation, biological process: sensory perception of chemical stimulus; adenylate cyclase-activating dopamine receptor signaling pathway.
CGGGCGCUGCCCCGGCCCGGCCGCCCGCGCCCGCCGCUGCCGCCAUGGGCUGCCUCGGGAACAGUAAGACCGAGGACCAGCGCAACCAGGAGAAGGCGCAGCGCUAGGCCAACGAAAAGAUCGAGAAGCAGCUGCAGAAGGACAAGCAGGUCUACCGGGCCACGCACCGCCUGCUGCUGCUGGGUGCUGGAGAAUCUGGUAAAAGCACCAUUGUGAAGCAGAUGAGGAUCCUGCAUGUUAAUGGGUUUAAUGGAGAGGGCGGCGAAGAGGACCCGCAGGCUGCAAGGAGCAACAGCGAUGGUGAGAAGGCAACCAAAGUGCAGGACAUCAAAAACAACCUGAAAGAGGCAAUCGAAACCAUUGUGGCCGCCACGAGCAACCUGGUGCCCCCUGUGGAGCUGGCCAACCCUGAGAACCAGUUCAGAGUAGACUACAUUCUGAGUGUGAUGAACGUGCCUGACUUCGACUUCCCUCCCGAAUUCUAUGAGCGUGCCAAGGCUCUGUGGGAGGAUGAAGGAGUGCGUGCCUGCUACCAGCGCUUCAACGAGUACCAGCUGAUUGACUGUGCCCAGUACUUCCUGGACAAGAUCGAUGUGAUCAAGCAGGCCGACUAUGUGCCGAGCGACCAGGACCUGCUUCGCUGCGUCCUGACUUCUGGAAUCUUUGAGACGAAGUUCCAGGUGGACAAAGUCAACUUCCACAUGUUUGACGUGGGUGGCCAGCGUGAUGAACGCUGCAAGUGGAUCCAGUGCUUCAAUGAUGUGACUGCCAUCAUCUUCGUGGUGGCCAGCAGCAGCUACAACAUGGUCAUUCGGGACGACGAUCAGACCAGCCGCCUUCAGGAGGCUCUGAACCUCUUCAAGAGCAUCUGGAACAACAGGUGGCUGCGUACCAUCUCUGUGAUUCUGUUCCUCAACAAGCAAGAUCUGCUCGCUGAGAAAGUCCUUGCUGGGAAAUCGAAGAUUGAGGACUCCUUUCCAGAAUUUGCUCGCUACACUACUCCUGAGGAUGCUACUCCCGAGCCUGGAGAGGACCCACGUGUGACCCGGGCCAAGUACUUCAUUCGAGAUGCGUUUCUGAGGAUCAGCACUGCCAGUGGGGAUGGGCGCCACUACGGCUACCCUCACUUCACCUGCGCUGUGGACACGAACAUCCGCCGUGUGUUUAACAACUGCCGUGACAUCAUCCAGCGCAUGCACCUCCGUCAGUACGAGCUGCUCUAAGAGGGGAACCCCCAAAUUUAAUUAAAGCCUUAAGCACAAUUAAUUAAAAGUGAAACGUAAUUGUACAAGCAGUUAAUCACCCACCAUAGGGCAUGAUUAACAAAGCAACCUUUCCUUUCCCCCGAGUGAUUUUGCGAAACCCCCUUUUGCCUUCAGCUUGCUUAGAUGUUCCAAAUUUAGAAAGCUUAAGGCGGCCUACAGAAAAAGAAAAAGGAAAAAAAAAGGCCACAAAAGUUCCCUCUCACUUUCAGUAAAAAUAAAUAAAAUAGCAGCAA